This is a messenger RNA of Tripterygium wilfordii, 1367 nucleotides long. RefSeq lists its product as uncharacterized. The record is from RefSeq and is a predicted model, not a curated record. Gene Ontology annotation, molecular function: double-stranded RNA binding. NCBI's taxonomy places the organism in Eukaryota, Viridiplantae, Streptophyta, Magnoliopsida, Celastrales, Celastraceae. The transcript is spliced from 9 exons. Bases 69 to 1010 code for a protein of 313 amino acids.
UUGUUCUAAGCUAAGAUGACAGCAAACGAAUACGAAUACUCGUGGACCCUUUUUCUCUGCAAAAGAAAAUGGCAGGAGCCAAACUGUACGGUCGAGAUACGAUGAUAGCGCCCACUUUCUUCCGUUAUCCACCUACAGAGCUACGACGACUUAUCGGCCCUUCACCGGAAUUUGUCUCCAUCGGCACUCCCAAGUGUUCUCGCCUCCGAGUCCUUGCCAUGGCUGUAAAGAGAAGCCCCAAGCGCCUCAAAUACUCUACUCCUCGCUUCAACAAGGAUGGUUUGCUCUAUGUGGAAGUGGAACCAUCAGGAGUGGAUAGCUGGAAAUUAGAGCCAAUUGUGGAGCUUUUGAGAGAGGGCGCUGUUGGGGUCAUUCCUACUGACACUGUGUAUGCGAUAGUUUGCCAUUUGAAAAAUCAAUUUGCCAUUGAACGUCUCCACAGAAUCAAGAAUAUAGAAAGAACAAAGCCCUUGAGUAUACUAUGCCACUCUUUCCGGGACAUUGAUACAUACACAACAGGAUUUCCUCGAGGUGAUGGCCGAGGUCAUACAAAUAUUUUUCGAGUAGUUAAGCAUUGCUUACCUGGACCAUAUACUUUCAUCUUGACUGCAAGCAAAGAAUUACCCAAACAGUGUGUGAGAUAUGGAUCAACAACUGCCAAAUAUACAUCAAGGAAAAAUGUUGGAGUCCGUAUUCCUGAUGAUCCCAUAUGUCAAGCAAUAUUAGAAAAGCUGGAUGCACCAUUGAUAUCUACCAGUGUCAAGUGGCCCAAAGAUGAUGAAUGGAUGAUGGAUCCUGUUGUAAUAGCCGACAUAUAUGGACCAGAGGGGCUUGAUUUUGUUGUAGAUGGUGGGAUAAGGGUGGCCGAUCCAUCCACUGUUGUUGAUAUGACAGGAAGUUCUCCAAAAAUAAUUCGGCAGGGAAAGGGACCUAAAUUGCAAUGGAUGGUAGCAGAAGACGAGAACGAAUCUGAUUUACAUGGAGAUGAUAUCACAUCCUCCACCACUUAAUAAAAUUGACAGAAGUGUAAUACAGCAAUUUAGAUCGGAGUGCUGCGUUUUGGUUAUUUUUGACAUUUUAGUGCAGCACAACACAGCACCUCCUUGAGAGAAGUAAAUAGAAUAUUAUUAGGUUUUGUAAAUAUAUUAGUUCAUGAAGAGUUGAAGCCCUCCUUGGAAAAGCCAAUGGUGCAUGUCAUGGCUCUCUCUUAAUAUGGUAUUUCUAAGUUUAAGGUGUCAAUGUGUUAAAUAUGUGGAGUUGGGUUGUAUUUUAGAUUUAAACAUGCAGCUAUGUAUGUAUCCAUGGAUUUUCUUUAAGAUGCUCGGUUGUUAAUUGUUGAUAUUGAAUCAGGUGGAGUGCAUACAUUU